GUACAGAAGUUACUAUGUAUGUGCCCAGUAGAUUAUCAUGGAAGUUUCCAGCUGGAUCAGAGGCGCCGAGAUGCAGUCAUAGCAUUGGGAAUCUUCCUUGUGGAGUCAGAGCUACAGCACAAAGAAAUUGUGGUCCCUUAUUUGCUUCGGCUUUUGAAGGGCCUUCCCAGAGUACAAUGGAUAGAAGACACUGGUGGAAGGAAAGCAUCAAGAGACACUCUUCCAGUUGCUGAAAACUUCAGUUUUUGCUUGGUGACCUUGCUUUCAGAUACAGCCCAAAGAGAUGCUACACUACGGGUGCAGAUACUGGAAACAGUACUGGCUGUCAUGAAGUCCCUUCUAGCUAUGUGCCAGUUACCUGAGACACAGGAUAAAGAAUACCUUUGCAAGUAUACAGUGCCAUGUCUGAUUGGAAUAUCACGAGCAUUUGGCCGUUACAGCAACACAGAAGAACCCCUCCUGUCGCAGCUGUUUCCAAAGGCUUCUCAGCAGUCCAUGAAGGUGACGGAUGAGAUGGAGGGUGUAAGAAGGAGAUCCUUCAAUGACUUCAGGUCAAUUCUGCCUAGCUCACUGUUAACUGUCUAUCAGAGUGACUCCCUUAAGAGGAAGACCAGCAGCAUUUCCAGCAUCUCACAGGCAAGCCCUGAUCGUGGAACUCCCCUUCCUAGCUCACCUGGAGGGUCUGUCACUGCUAUCAAUUAUUUUGAAGGUUCUUACCUUCCAGAUGGCAACACUUUGGACCCAGAUUAUUAUUUUUCAACAGUGAGUUCCAGUUUUUCUGUUUCUCCACUGUACAUGGGUUUCAGCAAUAAAGAAUAUGACAUUCCCCUUGACUUACUUCGUCAACUGUUGCAAAUGGUGAAACAAGUAGUUAUGGACUCUAAUCUCAAAGCCCUGGACCAAAUGGUGGCAGAAGUUUUGCAGGUUAAUCCAGUAGCAGAGCUUUACUACAAGACAUUCAGUGAAGCUGUUCAUGUCGCCAUGUUUAAAAUGCUGAGGGACACACUUUACUACAUGAAAGAUUUGCACAACUCUUUCGCAAAAGAGGUUCAUGAAUUUGUGCUGGAGGAGUUCAGCAGAAGCCAGGCUGAGGUGCAGAAGAUUCUACAUGAUGUGGACCGGCCGCAGAGUGACAUGAGUCCUGUGAAGCUGCGCUGCCAAGCUAAUGCUGCCUGUGUUGACUUAAUGGUGUGGGCCGUUAAGGAUGAGCAAGGAGCAGAGAAUCUGUGCAUAAAGCUGUCUGAGAAGUUGCAGUCCAAGACGUCUAGUAAGGUCAUCGUUGCUCACAUGCCACUUCUUAUCUGCUGUUUACAGAGAUAAAGAUCAGUGUGACAAAUGAGCAUUCCGAGUCCACGCUAAGUGUUCUGUCCAGCAGGAAAAGUCAGACCUCCAUGUACGAACAGCUGCGGGACAUUGCAAUUGAUAACAUCUGCAGAUGUCUGAAGGCUGGGCUGACCAUUGACACAGAGAUUGUUCAAGCAUUCCUUGCUAGUUUGUCAAACCGCCUCUACAUUUCCCAGGAGAACGACAAGGAGGCUCACUUGAUUCCUGAUCACACAAUCCGGGCUCUGGGGCACAUUGCUGUGGCCCUGCGGGAUAGCCCAAAGGUCAUGGAGUCCAUCUUGCAGAUCUUGCAGCAGAAGUUUUGCCAGCCCCCAUCACAGCUGGAUGUUCUCAUCAUCGACCAACUUGGCUGCAUGGUUAUUACUGGCAAUCAAUACAUUUAUCAGGAGGUAUGGAAUCUUUUCCAACAAAUCAGUGUCAAAGCAAGCAAUGUGGUUUACUCUGCUACUAAAGACCCCAAGGACCAUGGAUACAGGCAUUGCUCCCUGGCUGUCAUCAAUGCUCUGGCCAACAUAGCUGCUAACAUUCAGGGGGAUCAUUUGGUGGAUGAGCUGCUGGUCAACCUUUUGGAGCUGUUUGUCCAACUUGGGCUGGAGGGAAAGCGAGCAAGUGAAAGAGCCAGUGAGAAGGGGCCAGCACUCAAGGCUUCCAGCAGCGCAGGCAAUCUUGGUGUGCUGAUUCCAGUCAUUGCAGUGUUAACUAGACGACUACCACCAAUAAAAGAGGCUCGCCCCAGGCUACAGAAGCUUUUCCGUGAUUUCUGGCUUUAUUCAGUUGUCAUGGGUUUUGCUGUGGAAGGAUCAGGUUUGUGGCCUGAGGAGUGGUAUGAGGGUGUGUGUGAGAUAGCAACAAAGUCUCCGUUAUUGACCUUCCCCAGUGGUGAGCCGCUUCGAUCAGAGCUGCAGUAUAAUUCUGCCCUGAAGAACGACACUGUAACUCAGGCAGAGCUGAUUGAGCUAAGGAGUACCAUCACUAACCUGCUAGAUCCACCUCCUGAAGCGGGAGCUUACAUUAAUAAACUGGAUUUUGCAAUGUCCACCUAUCUCCUGUCUGUGUACCGCCUGGAGUAUAUGAGGGUACUGCGAUCAACAGAUCAGGACCGUUUUCAAGUCAUGUUUCGUUAUUUUGAAGACAAGGCCAUCCAGAAAGAUAAAUCAGGGAUGAUCCAGUGUGUGAUUGCAGUAGCUGACAAAGUCUUUGAUGUCUUCCUGGCAGUUAUGGCUGACAAGGCAAAAACGAAAGAACAUGAAGCAGAGCUGGAGAGGCAUGCACAGUUCCUUCUGGUAAAUUUUAACCACAUUCACAAGAAGAUCCGAAGGGUGGCAGAUAAAUACCUGUCAGGGCUUGUUGAUAAGUUCCCACAUUUGUUAUGGAGUGGUACAGUAUUGAAGACCAUGCUGGACAUUUUGCAGACCCUGUCACUUUCCCUUAGUGCUGAUAUUCACAAGGAUCAGCCCUACUAUGACAUUCCAGAUACUCCAUACAGAAUCACUGUCCCUGACACACAUGAGGCCAGAGAGAGCAUCGUAAAAGACUUUGCUGCUCGUUGUGGUAUGAUUCUUCAAGAAGCAAUGAUAUGGGCUCCUUCUGUCACUAAGUCACACCUCCAGGAGUACCUGAAUAAACACCAGAACUGGGUGUCUGGUCUGUCCCAACAUACCGGCCUUGCCAUGGCUACAGAGAGCAUCCUUCAUUUUGCUGGAUACAACAGGCAAAACACUACAAUAGGGGCUACACAGCUGACUGAGAGACCUACAUGCGUCAAGAAGGACUACUCCAACUUUAUGGCAUCACUUAACCUCCGCAACCGCUAUGCAGGAGAGGUGGCCGGAAUGAUCCAUUUCUCUGAGUCACUGGGAAACGUGUCUGACCUGAAUAAACUAAUGGUUAAGCAAUUGGAUGGAGUACUUGAAUCUGGUCAGCCUGAGGCCUAUACACAGGCUAUGUUUAAACUGACUGCUCUUCUCAUCAGCUGUAAGGAUUGUGAUCCUCAGCUUCUUCACCAUCUAUGUUGGGCUCCAUUGCGCAUGUUCUCUGAGCAUGGUGUAGAGACUGCCAUUGCAUGCUGGGAGUGGCUGCUGGCUGCCAAGAAUGGGAUUGAAGUUCCAUUUAUGCGUGAGAUGGCUGGUGCUUGGCAGAUGACCGUGGAGCAGAAACUUGGUCUGUUUUCUGAGAUGAAGAAGGAAGCAGAUCCUUUGGCUGCUUCAGAAGAGAGUCAGCCUUUCCCCUGCCCUCCUGAAGUCCUACCUCAUUCCAUCUGGAUUGAUUUUCUGGUGCAGAGAUUUGAGAUAGCAAAGUACUGCAGUGCUGAUCAGGUGGAAAUUUUUGCUAACCUUCUUCAGCGUUCAUUGUCACUGAAUGUUGGAGGGCAGAAAUGCAGCUUAAACUGUCAUGUGGCUGCUAUAGGACCUCGCUUCAAGUUGUUGACUCUGGGAUUGGCAUUACUUCAUGCAGAUGUGGUUCCCAAUGCAACAAUCAGAAAUGUGCUGAGAGAGAAAGUCUACUCCACAGCUUUCGAUUAUUUCAGCAUUGCCCCCAAGUUCCCUACCCAAGGGGAGAAGAGACUUCGGGAAGACAUCAGCAUUAUGAUCAGAUUUUGGACAGCUAUGUUUUCGGAUAAGAAGUACUUGGCUGCUAACCAGCUAGUUCCUCCAGAUAACCAGGACCCAUCAGUGCACAGCCUAUCUGUUGUGUCUGUGCCAGAUACGCGGAGCAAUCUUGAUGUAACUGUUGGAUCCCGGCAGCAGAGUGCACAGGGUUGGAUAAAUACAUAUCCACUUUCUAGUGGGAUGUCAACCAUCUCCAGAAAAUCAGGCCUGUCUAAGAAAACCAACAGGGGAACACAGCUUCACAAGUACUACAUGAAACGGAGGACUUUGCUUCUCUCAUUGCUGGCUAAUGAGAUUGAGCGCCUCACGACUUGGUACAACCCUCUGUCCUCCCCAGAGCUGGCCAUGGAUCAGACUGGGGAAAGCAGCGUAACUAACUGGAGAUCGAAGUACGUCAGCCUGAGUGAAAAGCAGUGGAAGGACAAUGUGAAUCUGGCCUGGAGUAUUUCCCCUUACCUAGCAGUGCAGCUACCUCUCAGGUUUAAAAAUGCUGAAUCAAUAGCAACAGAAGUGACCCGUCUUGUCAGAUUGGAUCCUGGUGCUGUCAGCGAUGUAUCCGAAGCUAUCAAGUACCUGGUUACUUGGCACACCAUUGAUGCUGAUGCUCCAGAACUUAGCCACAUCUUGUGCUGGGUACCAACGGAUCCACCUACUGGCCUUUCUUAUUUCUCCAGCAUGUACCCACCACAUCCACUGACGGCACAAUAUGGUGUCAAAGUGCUGCGUUCUUUUCCUCCGGAUGCUAUUUUAUUCUACAUUCCACAGAUUGUGCAAGCACUCCGAUAUGACAAGAUGGGUUACGUGAGAGAAUAUAUACUGUGGGCUGCAGCCAAGUCCCAGCUACUUGCCCACCAGUUCAUCUGGAAUAUGAAGACUAACAUUUAUUUGGAUGAAGAGGGCCAUCAGAAAGAUCCUGAGAUUGGAGACCUUCUGGAGCAGAUAGUUGAAGAGAUAACUGGAUCCCUCUCAGGCCCAGCCAAAGACUUCUACCAGCGGGAGUUUGACUUUUUUAACAAGAUCACCAAUGUAUCAGCUAUUAUCAAACCUUUUCCUAAAGGAGAAGAACGGAAGAAGGCUUGUUUAAGAACUCUGUCUGAGAUUAAAGUACAGCCAGGCUGUUACCUGCCUAGUAAUCCAGAAGCAAUAGUACUUGACAUUGACUAUAAAUCUGGAACACCUAUGCAAAGUGCUGCUAAAGCUCCCUACCUGGCUAAGUUUAAGGUGAAACGAUGUGGAGUCAGUGAACUCGAAAAGGAAGGUCUGCGCUGCAGGUCAGAUUCUAUCGAUGAGAGUGCUGAGGCAGAGAACAAUGACAAAGUUUGUUGGCAGGCAGCCAUCUUUAAAGUGGGUGAUGACUGCAGACAGGAUAUGCUUGCCUUGCAAAUCAUUGGGCUGUUUAAGAACAUCUUUCAACUAGUGGGCCUGGACCUGUUUGUGUUUCCCUACAGGGUGGUGGCUACAGCUCCAGGGUGUGGAGUUAUUGAGUGCAUUCCUGACUGCAAAUCCCGAGACCAGCUAGGCAGACAGACGGAUUUUGGAAUGUAUGAAUACUUUCGAAACCAGUAUGGAGACGAGUCAACCCUUGCAUUUCAAAAGGCUCGUUACAAUUUUAUUCGUAGUAUGGCUGCCUACAGUCUCCUGCUUUUCUUGCUUCAGAUCAAAGAUCGGCACAAUGGGAACAUUAUGCUGGAUAGUAAAGGCCAUCUCAUACAUAUAGAUUUUGGUUUCAUGUUUGAGAGUUCACCCGGUGGCAAUCUUGGCUGGGAGCCUGACAUCAAACUGACUGACGAGAUGGUAAUGAUCAUGGGAGGAAAGAUGGAAGCCACCCCCUUUAAGUGGUUCAUGGAGAUGUGUGUGAGGGGCUACCUGGCUGUCAGACCUUACAUGGAUGCAGUGGUCUCUCUAGUAACACUUAUGCUGGACACUGGUUUGCCGUGCUUCAGAGGACAGACUAUCAAGCUUCUAAAACAAAGGUUCAAUCCCAAUGUGAGUGAGAGGGAAGCUGCAAACUACAUCAUCAAAAUCAUUUCAAACUGCUUCCUUAGUAACAGGAGCAAGACGUACGACAUGAUCCAGUAUUAUCAGAACCAAAUACCCUACUGAAACGUCAGUCAGUCCGCAGAAAUUUUUGUGUGACUCUUUUGACAACUACUGUACUUUCUGUUCUCCACAACCAUGUGCACUGUUUCUGACGUUUGACCUGCUGCCUCUGUCCACUCAGUCUGGUCAGUAGCUGUAAUGCUGUCUAGGCUGUGCUGCUUAUCAUUCCUAUCAUUUACUGAUGGUCAUCGUAAGGCUGUGUGCUGCAGUGUAAUUCUUUGUUCAUGGGAAUUAGUCAUAGGCAAUUGUCCUUUGGACCAGACUUUGAACGUUUUGAAUUCUUCACUGUGGAGCUUCUGUUUUCCUCAAGCUGAAGGUGCCAGCAUCAUGCUUGGCUAUAGUUCUUUUUUGACACAAGAAACCUAUGACCACUCAAUUCACAAGGGUCAAUCAGUUCCUUCCAGGUCACUACAGAGUGUGAUAGGUCUCCCAAUUUUUGCCUUUUUUUGCAUCACUAAUUAAGGUUGUUAAUGUCGUUGUUUGUAUUCCUGCUUGCUGUUUGAUGCUUUUUUUUUUGGGGGGGUGGAGUGUUCAAUGAUAUCCCUGAAAAAAAAUCAGCAGGUACAAUUGUGGGAAACGAAAUCCUCCAAUGAACCACUAUUUACAGUGCUCUUUUGCUGGAACAAAGAUCACCAAGUUGCCAUUUGAGCAUUGCAAGAAUGUGAAUAAAAAGAUAUUGCUUAGCUGCA
Messenger RNA from Protopterus annectens (West African lungfish), 6742 nucleotides. It is a transcript of the gene PI4KA, whose product is annotated as phosphatidylinositol 4-kinase alpha. Gene Ontology annotation, cellular component: plasma membrane; cytoplasm. Lineage: Eukaryota; Metazoa; Chordata; Ceratodontiformes; Protopteridae. Gene Ontology annotation, molecular function: 1-phosphatidylinositol 4-kinase activity. Gene Ontology annotation, biological process: phosphatidylinositol phosphate biosynthetic process; phosphatidylinositol-mediated signaling. The record is from RefSeq and is a predicted model, not a curated record.